This is a messenger RNA of Lolium rigidum, 591 nucleotides long. RefSeq lists its product as uncharacterized. The transcript has 5 exons. Gene Ontology annotation, molecular function: sequence-specific DNA binding; DNA-binding transcription factor activity; protein dimerization activity. Gene Ontology annotation, cellular component: nucleus. Gene Ontology annotation, biological process: regulation of DNA-templated transcription. Bases 40 to 591 code for a protein of 183 amino acids. The record is from RefSeq and is a predicted model, not a curated record. Lineage: Eukaryota; Viridiplantae; Streptophyta; Magnoliopsida; Poales; Poaceae.
UUGAAGUGGGACUAGAUACAGCUAGUACUUUGAGGAAUAAUGUCGAGGGAACGCAAGAAAGCGGCUGCUCUACAUGAGAAGAUGCAAAUCCUUCGCUCCAUCACUCACUCCCACGCGCUGAGCAAUACUUCCAUAAUCAUGGAUGCGUCGGAGUACAUCAAGGAGCUGAAGCAGAAGGUCGUGAGGCUCAAUCAGGAGAUCGCACGCGAGGAGGAAGCGACGCACUCGCACAAGGACAACUCAUUUCCGACGGUGAGUGUCGAAAGCCUAGGGCAUGGGUUCCUCGUGAACGUGUCCUCCGACAAGAGCUGCCCCGGCCUCCUCGUCUCCGUGCUGGAAGCGUUCGAGGAGCUGGGCCUCACCGUGCUCCAAGCCACGGCGUCUUCCACCGAUACCUUCCGACUGGAAGCGAUGGGAGGAGGAGAGAGCCAGGCCCAUAAUGUGGACGAGGAUGCCGUGAGGGGGGCGGUGCUGCAGGCCAUGAGGAACUGCGGCGCAGACCAAGGGGAUCACUCCGACGAGGAGGAGGAGGACGACGACGAGAGCACGAACAACGUCAUCGACGCGAAGUUCAUGGUUGGCGCGGAGUAG